CGCACUGACGCUCCUCCCCGUCGCUUGGAGCGGGGCGCGCAGCGCAGCGCUCGGCUGUUGGUGUUUCUGUCGGCGCCGCUCCGUCCACUGUGCCGCGGGUCCGGCGCGUCAGCGGUGAUGAAGCCGUGUAAUGUAACGUGUCGCAGCGCACGGACUCCCUAACACGCUGCGCUUUCUCUUUUCCUCCUCCUCCUCCUCCGCUGAACAUGGUGUCUGCUGGCUAGUUCCAACUCCGGACUGCUCGUGUGGUUUUUUUAUCCCCCCUCGGCGAAGCGCACUGAGAUCAUUCGGUGUCCUGAGAUGACGGAAGUAGAGCCGGUGUUGGACUUUGCCUCCUCGGGACGCUCGGGGAGGAGAAACGCGCUGCCUGACAUCCUGGGCUCUCCAGCAGGCGUAAACCCUGGAGACCUGCCUCUUAAACUAGCUGAGAUGUCCCUCGAAGAUGGUCCGGGAGGGGCCCAGUCGCCCACGGCGGAGGAGCCCCCAGCGCCGCCGGAGGGCUCAGAGGGGAAAGAGGGAUCGUAGAGACUAGUUUAUUUACCUCCCUGGAGACCUGCAGAGAUCACCUGAGGGACGGGAUGAGGAGCGAGAUGGAGGGGAGUGACCUGCGGGCGAAGGCUUGACGAUCUGUGUAGAGUCAGUCUGUCUGCAGAGCAGCUGAGCCACGGAGGGAGAGCGACGGACCGACUCCCCAAUGACUGAGGCCAGGAGCCAGGGACUCAUUGGGACCAUCUGAACACAGUCAGACGUUACCUAGUUAUGAACCACUGAGUUUGUUUGUGUGUGUGUGUGUGUGUGUAAGUCAUACACCCACUGUUGACACUAAACUGAGAAUCACAAGGACCGUGACAGAUUGUUCACUACUAUUUUUGUAUGAUUCAAUUAAAACUAAAGAAAAAGGAAUUCCUAAGUCAAACUAGAAGAUGUACGAUUUCCUGCUGAUUUGUGUUUUGUCGUGAUGUGUGUCAUAUUAUGCUGACAGGAAGGGGUUUGACAGCAGCCUGCUCUGCCUCAGACCUUUUCAAGAUGCAAAUAGUAGAUUUGAGAAAACUGGGAACUCCCGCUCUCUUAUGCUUUUACACUAAGUGUGUAUUAUCCACAAAACAUUUUCGAAUCAGAGGUCGUUGUAGAGUUUAUCUGCAUUGUAAAUGUACAGUUUCUAACCCCUCCUACCCAGACUGUUUUGAACCGAGCAACAACGACCUGGGAUUUGAUUCUUUUUGUAGGUGUCCAUGUGGUGCAAGGUGAUAAUAUGAAAUAGCAUAUCUUGAGACAUUCCUGUAGAGAAUAGUUUCCCACUGCCAACAAGGUACACACUGUUUCAUUAUUGUACCGAAAAAAGUCUGCGAUGUCCUUUUAAGCUGCUUUUUAAAGUCUCUUCAUUUUCCAAACCUCUGAAAAUGUGUCUAGCGGCAGUUAAUAGCCAAGAACGUUGUGUUCUUUCUCUGUGAAGUACCAAUAUUAACUCUUCUGGGCUACUGAUAUUUCCUCAGUUUUAAUAGGGGGUAUCACUGCGUAAAAUGUAAAAGAAGAAAAAAAAAAACUUUUGUAACAUUCUGCAAACCUGCACUUGCAGAUCCUACAAUCUCGUCAGGAGAAGCGCUCAGUUUUUGCGUAAACUUCUGCAGGGCUUUUAUUUUUUGUCUGCGUGAGGCUCCACACGUGCUUCACAUGGUGUCAACAGCAUAUGCCCGCUGCCUGGGCACGGGAGCGAGCAUCAAGCAACACCACCGCAAUGUGUUUCGAGCGCUGAAAACGGCAGCACACUUGCCUUCUGCCUCACCGGACUGUGUUCACACUCAUCAACACAUGAGCUGAGCUGUGAACAAGGACGCAAGACGGAGAGAGCGCGGAAAAACACAGCGAGGGGCCACAGUUUGUCAGCCAUCGACCCUCUGCUGCUGCUACUGCUGUAUAUAUACCGUGUCGUAGUAGAAUCCCUGUGUCAUACAUGCUACCUGUAUGAUAACCAGACUUUAUUCACAUACUGUACCCGCAACGAAACGAUGUUCUGUAACUGUUUGUAUUUGAGGAUUUCCUGCCGAUGGCUGUGUCUUUAUGUGGAUGUGUUUCACAAAUGCAACAAAUGCAACAGCCUGGUGUGCUGCUGCUGUCUGGCCCGUUUUAGAUGCUGUUCACUACUAAAGCUGACGAGAAUGUGUUCGUGGUCUGUCUCAAUACCAUCAACAAUUUUUGAUGAUGAAUCAGAGGUGUAACUUCGCAGUGUCCUGAUCUCCACCUGGUGCGUUUAUUUUACUUAGCUGGACUGAAUCCCUUUGUGUUGAUUCUAUCUGCUGGUGAAAAUUGCCAUAUUAAACCCAAAUGAUUUACAUAUA
Messenger RNA from Hippoglossus stenolepis (Pacific halibut), 2336 nucleotides. It is a transcript of the gene pkib, whose product is annotated as protein kinase (cAMP-dependent, catalytic) inhibitor beta. The coding region runs from base 301 to 525 and encodes 74 amino acids. Gene Ontology annotation, molecular function: cAMP-dependent protein kinase inhibitor activity. Gene Ontology annotation, cellular component: cytoplasm; nucleus. The record is from RefSeq and is a predicted model, not a curated record. Gene Ontology annotation, biological process: negative regulation of cAMP-dependent protein kinase activity. NCBI's taxonomy places the organism in Eukaryota, Metazoa, Chordata, Actinopteri, Pleuronectiformes, Pleuronectidae. The transcript is spliced from 3 exons.